This is a messenger RNA of Hemibagrus wyckioides, 1324 nucleotides long. RefSeq names its product small integral membrane protein 18 (gene smim18). Lineage: Eukaryota; Metazoa; Chordata; Actinopteri; Siluriformes; Bagridae. The record is from RefSeq and is a predicted model, not a curated record. The transcript is spliced from 2 exons. The coding region runs from base 157 to 372 and encodes 71 amino acids.
CAAUGGUGCUGCAGCAGGAAGUGGCUGGGUGGGGUGAGGGGAAAAAAGAAACAGAAAGAGAGAGAAAGGGAGAAGGACGAGAGAGGGGGCGAGAGACGGAUCAAGACGCGUGGGCAAACGCUUCAAUCAUCCUUCAGCUCAGAUUCACAGAUCACUAUGACCUUGUCCAGUAGCAUCUCUGCUUCAGUGCAGCAGGUGUUCCCCUUCCAUGACGGCUGGAACGUUGCCUGCUUUGUAAUCCUCCUCCUCUUCAUCUUCACCGUGCUCUCCCUCGCUACUCUGGCUUUCCUCUAUGAGCUGCUCGACUGCGGCUGCUUCAACAAAACCAAGACCGCUCACAACCGACACAACACCAGUGACGAAAUCGUAUAGCCGUGGCAACCGCUACGGAAACACGCACCACGAAUGACAGACUCUGGCCACAAUGAGGCGUCAGAAUACAGACUAAAAAUAAUGAACACAUAAUUCUAUGACUGUGUGACGUCCUCCAUGUGAUGUAAAUAACAACAGCAUGCUUAAGUGGCAUUUGUCCGUCUCAGCCGCUAAUAAGAGUGCGCUAAAUGUUAAUAUCUAUGUAACGUAGACCGCGAUAUCCACAACACAGAUGUUAAAAUAUCACGUCAUUCUACACAAGAAUAAGCAGCAGCAGCUUAAACCUUUAAAAUCUUUCAGCCAAUGAGCGUAUUGUGUAAAAUGAUGCCGAGAAGUCUUUUACUUCAUUUAUUUAUCUUUUGUUUUAGCAUAUCUGUGUGCACUCUGUCCCCCGAUCGCACUCCUUUAAAGCCAACAAUGAUUUCUAUAUAUAAAGUCGUUGCACUGUGAGCUCCAUCAGUGCUGCACGCUGUGCAUCAUCCCCACUUGGGUGACUUUCGAGGAUGGCAGUCAUAGCUAAUUUAGCGGAUGAUCUGGACACGACUGAGGCUGGAGUGGAACAUGGCAGUUCAUCUCCCAGGUCAUUAGCACCCUAGGGGGGGAUUUAAAAACAAAAAACAAACAAAAAAAAACACCCACAACAAUAACAACCCUCCCAGCUGUGGUUCCUGUAUGAAGAGCAACUCUGCUGAAAGACAAGAUCUUUAAAUUUUGCACAUUUAUUAUAUAGCUUUAUUUAUUUUCACAGUGUUUACCGUGUAGCCUGAAGCUGCGAAUGUAUUUUGUGCAUGUCCGUGUGAGAUCUGAUUCAUUCUUUGCUGUUGUUCGUCACUUAAAUGCACUAAUAAAACACAUGAUGUCCUGACUCUUGUAGACUAGCAACCUGUAUUAUGAAACGCUGAGGACUUCUUUUUGUAAUAAUACCAAAUUAAACUGCCAUGGUGAGACCCUU